AUGGAGCAUCUUUCGAAGCAAAAAAGGAAACACCAGCUUUCCGAUGCCAGUCAGGCACCCAAAAAGCGCCAAAAGUCUGGCGCUGUGAAGACUGCUCAGCCCAAGAAGCGCGCUGUCAGUGUUGGUUCGCUGCCAUGGAAGAAGGUCGACUUGCCCGAGAUGUUUGGCGAUGCGGAGGGUUUCUACGGCUUGGAAGUGAUUGAGGGAGUUGAUGUCGUGAAGCAAGGCGAUCAAGUCGAAUUUGUCACUGCCCUUCCCACCUCGACCGAAACGGAACACGAUGACGAGUUCGAAGGUUUCAGCGACUCUGAGCCUGCCGCAAAGCCCACCGACCAAAAUGAGAAGACCAAGGCGGAGCCAAAGAAGGCCAAGAAGGAGAAGCCUGUGAAGGCGGAUCAAAAGCCCAAGGACAACAAGAAGAAGGCUACCAAUGCGACCGACGACGCUGCCGCUGCCGAACCCGCAACCGAAGAAACCGAGGGCAAAAAGAAGAAGGAGAAAAAAAAGAAGACACAGCCAAAGCCCGAGGACGCAAAGCUUGAGAGCAAUGUCUUUACGGCACUGGAGGCUGCGGAGGAAGCCGAGGAGGACCUCGAUAUGGCUGCUUGGGUUGACCUGGGCCUCUCGCCAGCCAUUGUGUCUGCCAUUGCCAAGCUCAAGUUCACCAAGCCGACUUCGAUUCAAGCAUCCUCGAUACCCGAUAUCCUCGCCGGCCACGAUGUUAUUGGUAAGGCGUCCACCGGUUCCGGUAAGACGCUGGCAUUUUCGAUUCCCAUCGUCGAGGACUGGAUUGAGAAGUUCGAGGCCAGGGGGGACAAGGAAGAAACCAACAGGGCCCCGAUUGCGCUGAUUCUCUCACCGACGAGAGAACUGGCUCACCAAAUCACCAACCACAUCAAGAACCUCUGCGCCGGACUGGACAACGGACCGUUCGUGUGCUCCGUGACGGGAGGUCUGUCAGUGUACAAGCAGCAGAGACAGCUGGCCAAGGCCGACAUCGUUAUCGGUACGCCUGGUCGUCUGUGGGAAGUCAUCAGCACAAGCACCGAGUUGAUGGCGGCUUUCAAGAAAAUUCGGUACCUGGUUGUCGAUGAAGCUGACAGGCUUCUGAGCGAGGGACACUUCAAGGAGGCUGGGGAGAUUCUCGAUGCUCUCGACAGAGAAGCAGUAGAUGAAGAUGACGACGAUGAGGACAAGGAGCUCUCCGCCCGGCAAACGCUUGUCUUCUCUGCCACAUUCCACAAGGGUCUGCAACAGAAGCUUGCUGGGAAGGGCAAAUGGGGUCUCAUGUCGGAGACAGAGUCCAUGGAGUACCUCCUUAAGCGCCUUAACUUCCGCGAAGAGAAGCCCAAGUUCAUCGACGUCAACCCCGUCGCUCAGAUGGCUACAGGUUUGAAGGAGGGCAUCAUCGAAUGUGGUGCCAUGGAAAAGGAUCUCUACCUCUAUGCCGUUAUUCUCCUGAACCCCAACCGCCGCACGCUCGUCUUCACAAACUCCAUCAGCGCCGUCCGCCGCCUGACGCCCAUGCUUCAGAACCUCAACAUCAACGCCCUGGCUCUGCACUCGCAGAUGCCGCAAAAGGCCCGUCUUCGCUCCGUCGAACGUUUCACCGCCACGAAAGAAAACACCACAUCGGUUCUCAUCGCCACCGACGUCGCCGCCCGUGGUCUCGAUAUCCCCGGCAUCGACCAGGUCGUGCACUACCAUGUGCCGCGCGCAGCAGACAUGUACGUCCACCGAUCCGGUCGUACGGCGCGUGCGCAGAGGACAGGUCUAAGCAUCAUCCUCUGCGGGCCAGAGGAGGUUGUCCCUACAAGACGUCUCGCGGCCAAGGUUCAUGCGGAGGAGGCGAGCAAGAAGAAGUAUCUCAUGCGGACGAUCGACAUUGAUCGCCGUAUCGCGUCGAAGCUCAAGCCCAGAAUAGACCUCGCAAAGAAGCUCGCGGACGCGACGCUGGCGAAGGAGAAGGGCAACAAGGACGACGACUGGGCGAGGGCGGCAGCCGAGGAGUUGGGUGUUGAAUACGAUAGCGAGGAGCUGGAGAAGGCGGGCACGUGGGGCGGCAGGGGAAGCCAGAGGAAGAAGAAGCAGAAGGAGAACCAGCAGGUCACCAAGGCUGAGAUGUACGCCAUGAGGGCGCAGCUGAGGGAACUGCUUUCCAGGAGAGUCAACGCCGGCGUUAGCGAAAAGUACAUUACUGCUGGAAAUAUGGAUAUCGAGGAGUUGUUGAAGGGUGGACGGGGCGAUUUCCUGGGCAAGGUUGACGGGCUCGAUUUGGAGGACUAG
Colletotrichum truncatum is the source of this 2286-nucleotide messenger RNA. The record is from RefSeq and is a predicted model, not a curated record. NCBI's taxonomy places the organism in Eukaryota, Fungi, Ascomycota, Sordariomycetes, Glomerellales, Glomerellaceae.